AUGCGUUACUUCGGCCCAUCCAGUGGCCGCUUGGAGUUCCAGCAAGAAAGUACACCAGAGGCCGACGACCAAGGCAGCAGCCCGGCGACUACUAAGUCUGUCGAAUACAAUCGCUACAUCCUUCCAAUAGAGAGUGAAGUUUACCCGGAAGACUUGCAAAAUGAGUUGGUCGACUUGUUCUUUGAGUAUCAGAGCCCGUGGUGUCAAGUGGUCGAUGAAAGGUUGUUCCGCGAAAGCAUGAAGACCCAAGGGCGAUAUUACAGCCCUUUACUACUCAAUUGCAUCCUUGCUUUAGGAUCUCGGUAUUCGGAUAGGAUUGAUGUGCGGUCCGUGCCGGGAGACCAAAAUACGGCCGGGAAACCGUUUUUGCAGAAAGCAGAAGUGCUUCUGCACUACGACAUGAAGCGGCCGACAUUAACUACGAUCCAAUCAAUGUCAAUCUUGGUCGGAGUUCAUGUUGCCUACGGCUGCGAUGCUGCUGGGUGGCUUCACCAAGGCAUGGCCAAUCGGUUAGCUCUUGAUAUGGGACUCAACCUGGAUGCGGCAUCUCUAGCCGGCUCAAACCUCAUGCCCAUUGAAGAGAUUGAGUUACGGAGGCAGAUUUACUGGGCCUUGUACUGCGACGAUAAGCUCGCUGCCAUCUACACCGGCCGUGUUUGUAAUUUUUUGGACGUUCAAGGCGCCGUCAACCUCCCGUCGAUAAUACCGCCGGAACAAGUGACAGACGGGAAACGCGAUGCACAAGAUAUUGCACAGUGCAAUAAGAAGAUUCUAGUUCACCGAGCGCUCAUCAAGCUCUGCCAGAUAUUGGAGAAUAUCCUACUCGCGCUAUAUGCCCCAAAGCCCCUGUACAAAGGACCGCAGAGGAUAUCUUUUCUCCAAUCGUGCACAUUAGAGCUCAAGACGUGGUUCUAUGAGCUUCCCGCCGAGCUUCGCAUCGACCGCCCCAAUAACAGCCCGCAGGUGUAUACUCUCAACAUGGUAUACCACACGUGCUGCAUCCUCCUCUUCAAACCCUUCCUUCUCCGUCCGAAACAGGCAACCGUUACUCCCAAGACGGACGCUAUCAAACGCGCCGAGGUUCUCUGCGUCGAGUCAGCCAAGAGGAUAUGCCUGGCCUGCAAGAAAUACCGACAGGUUUUUGGCGGCUUCCGCAAGAGCCCCAUCUCAGCGACGCACUGCAUCCUCACGGCGUCCCUGGUGCUGAUCCAGUAUGCAAACCCGGACCCGGACAUGAGCAACAGCGGACGGCCGUGCUGCACGCCGUACAUUGAGCUGUGCCUGGAAGUCCUCGGAGAGCUGUCCACGUCGUGGAACCCAGCGGGCAGAAUGAGGGCCGACCUGAUUAAGCUCCUGUACCAGAAAUACCCCGAAAGGAUCCCGCAUUCUAUGCUUCAGCAGUUCAACGCCGACAGGAACGACGUCGCUGCCGGCGGCGUGCUGAGGGAAACCCCGUCAGCAGCGCAGACGCACCCGAUGCAGACGCACCCUACUCUGGAACAAAACCUGUGCCCGCUGAUGAACAUGCUCGACCCGGACUUUAGCUUGGAUGGCAUGAACCAAGAACCCCAGGCCAAUCUGUUUGUCGACGCUUCUGAUUCUGUUUACAACACGCAGUUCGCUCUGGCAGAUUCAAUCAUGGACGUGGGCGACCUGAGCAGCCAGAACCUGAUGGAUGAUGCGUUUUGGGCGGGGGUGAAUUUCGACUUCAGUUAUGAGGCGCAGACGUGA
This is a messenger RNA of Colletotrichum truncatum, 1731 nucleotides long. RefSeq names its product C6 transcription factor. Lineage: Eukaryota; Fungi; Ascomycota; Sordariomycetes; Glomerellales; Glomerellaceae. Gene Ontology annotation, molecular function: DNA-binding transcription factor activity, RNA polymerase II-specific; DNA binding; zinc ion binding. The record is from RefSeq and is a predicted model, not a curated record. Gene Ontology annotation, biological process: DNA-templated transcription; regulation of DNA-templated transcription.